Geodia barretti is the source of this 1008-nucleotide messenger RNA. Lineage: Eukaryota; Metazoa; Porifera; Demospongiae; Tetractinellida; Geodiidae. The record is from the annotation of a GenBank genome assembly.
AUGAAAUACCGCACCCUUCCCCGUACCGAACUUGAGCUUUCCGAGGUUGGCUUCGGCGUCUGGACCGUGGCCACUACCUGGUGGGGCAAAAUCCCCGAGGAGCAGCGUGCUGCGCUGUUGGAGAACGCCCUUGAACUGGGCGUCAACUUCUUCGACACUGCCGACACCUAUGGCGAGGGCUAUGGCGAAGAGAUCCUGGCCAAGGUGCUGGGCCACCGACGCCACGAAUUAGUCAUCGCCACCAAGUUUGGCUACGAUUUCUACGACAAGCUGACCCCGCGCGUCGGCCACCAGGAGCGCCCCCAGAAGUUUGACCCGGAAUUUGUCCGCUUCGCCUGUGAGCAAAGCUUGCGCCGCCUCAACUCCGACUACAUCGACAUCUACCAGAUACACAACCCGCGCAUUGACGCCCUGGAGAGGGAUGAACUCUUCGAGACCCUGGAAGAGUUGAAGACCGAGGGCAAGAUCCGCUACUACGGCGUUGCUCUGGGCCCGGACAUCGGCUGGUACGAAGAGGGCGAGGCUUCCAUGAAGGAGCGGGAUGUCCACAGCCUGCAGAUCAUCUACAGCAUCCUGGAGCAGGACCCCGCCAAGGACUUCUUCCCCGUUGCCAAGGACUGCGAGGUAGGGUUGCUGUCCCGGGUGCCCCACGCUUCCGAGGCCCUGACCGGCCGCUACACCGAGGUACCCGAGUUCGACGAGAGCGACCACCGUUCCCACCGUCGCAUGGAGUGGCUGCGGGAGGCCUUGCAAAAGGUCGAGCAGGUGAAGUUCCUGGCCGGCGAGGAGACGGGCCGCACCCUGGCCCAGGCCGCCAUCAAGUUCGCCCUGUACCAGCCCGCCAUAGUGUCGGUGCUGCCCAACUUCACCAACCUGGAAGAGUUGCAGCACUACACCGACGCGGUCGAUGUGCCGGAUAUCACUGAUAGUGAGCAGGCGCUGCUGGACGAACUGUGGGAGUACAACUUCGACCUGGAAGAGGUGCCCGUUAACCUGACAGAGGUUUAA